UUGUAUUUUCCGCACGGCCCUCGAACAAAGUAAACAAAUGUAUAAAUGCAUGUGUUUUUGGCGAGCUUGUAACUGUUAGUGAAGCGACGCGCGGAGCGACGACAUCAACAUUAAGCCCGUGUUUCGAGUUAGGCGAGGCCAGGCGUACGUUUAACCCACGCAGAGCCCGGGCGAAAUAAACGUAAAUUCACGCAAUUACUUCGCAGUAAAAAAAGCAUCGGGUGCCAAUGAUCGCUACUACGCAAUAGAAAAGUAAUUUAUCAUACAAUUUCGCCACUGCAAAAAUCGAAAGUUUCGGGUUUUAUUCCCUGCUAUAAAAGUGAUAAGAGCACGUUAACCCGUUCCUGUUACAGCUGAAUAACGCCGAGUCAUCAUCGAUCACGGCACAUACUCCACCGAAAGUCACUGGACAUGAGCAGGCAGCAGUGACUGAAGAAACCCAACCCAGUUCCAGCACAGAGCAGCGCAUAAGUAGCCGUAAAAAGGCAGCCGAAAAUGACCACGAACAGCAGCUUCUUCGAUGAACACAUCGCCAUGAUAUACUCCAACCUGAUGGACCAGUACAUGCCCGAGUACUUCAAAAGCUUUGAGUACACGCCAUGGGUUUUCUCCCUGCUGGGAUCGGUGGUAAUUGGACUGAGUGGCAUAUUCCCGCUGAUCAUCAUUCCCACGGAGGAGAAAAUGGCUAAGGAGGGAUACAAAGAUCCUGCAGAUUCAAAACUCCUGCGAGUGCUUCUGAGUUUCGCGGUCGGCGGUCUGCUGGGCGAUGUGUUCCUUCACCUGUUGCCAGAAGCCUGGGAGGGCGAUAAUCAAGAUCCUUCUAGUCACCCAUCCCUGCGCUCGGGCCUUUGGGUACUUUCCGGCAUACUGAUCUUCACGAUCGUGGAGAAAAUCUUUUCCGGAUAUGCCAGCGCGGACGAGGAGAACCCUCAGCCCAAGUGCGUGGAGAUAGCCAACUGCCUGUUGCGUCGACAUGGCGGCCAACUACCAGAGGGCGAAACCUCUGAGAGUUGUGGCGGCGCCUGCGACAUCGAAGAUGUAGGUAAAGUCUGUUUCCUACGCGAGCAGGAACAGAAGUCAAAGGAAAGGAAGGAACAGCCGAAGAAGGUGGCUGGUUAUCUGAACCUCUUGGCCAACUCAAUUGACAAUUUCACACACGGUCUAGCCGUGGCUGGAUCCUUUUUGGUGUCCUUCAGACACGGCAUUCUAGCCACUUUUGCCAUAUUGCUUCAUGAAAUUCCGCACGAGGUGGGGGAUUUCGCAAUCCUGCUUCGAUCCGGAUUCAGUCGCUGGGACGCCGCGCGUGCGCAACUACUCACGGCGGGAGCUGGCCUGCUCGGUGCUCUGGUGGCCAUCGGAGGCUCCGGCGUAACGUCGGCCAUGGAGGCACGUACUUCGUGGAUUAUGCCGUUCACCGCCGGCGGCUUUCUGCACAUUGCUCUGGUCACAGUAUUACCUGAUCUCUUGAAGGAGGAGGAGCGCAAGGAGUCCAUUAAGCAGCUGCUAGCACUGGUAUUUGGCAUUGCGUUAAUGGCCGUGAUGACCAUGCUAUUCGAACACUAGGAACUUUAGCUGACAGCAGUAUAAGAAGAAAAUUGAAAGCAGUUUUUAGUUUGUUCUAAGAUUGUCAUUGGCAGUUUUAAAUUAACAUGAAUUUGUUGUACUUUAUGGGAUUCGACAUCCUGUCUGCGUUAUGUAAUUAUAGCCAAUAUGAAUGAUAUUUAAACUAUUAUUAAUGAUUACGUAUUACUGUAUCAUACUUAUGAAACGAAAAUUCAAUAGACAUUUAAGGGAGAGUCCUUUGCCCUCCACUAUCCACG
Drosophila melanogaster (fruit fly) is the source of this 1820-nucleotide messenger RNA. RefSeq names its product Zinc/iron regulated transporter-related protein 99C (gene Zip99C). Gene Ontology annotation, molecular function: metal ion transmembrane transporter activity. The record is from RefSeq and is marked reviewed. Gene Ontology annotation, cellular component: Golgi membrane; membrane; basolateral plasma membrane. The transcript has 6 exons. Bases 496 to 1563 code for a protein of 355 amino acids. Gene Ontology annotation, biological process: metal ion transport; iron ion transmembrane transport; transmembrane transport. Lineage: Eukaryota; Metazoa; Arthropoda; Insecta; Diptera; Drosophilidae.